Strongylocentrotus purpuratus (purple sea urchin) is the source of this 4204-nucleotide messenger RNA. RefSeq lists its product as uncharacterized. The record is from RefSeq and is a predicted model, not a curated record. The transcript has 10 exons. Lineage: Eukaryota; Metazoa; Echinodermata; Echinoidea; Camarodonta; Strongylocentrotidae. Bases 1 to 3237 code for a protein of 1078 amino acids. Gene Ontology annotation, molecular function: protein binding.
AUGGUUGAGGAUAGAAGCAGAGGUGGCAGUUCUUUCAAAAGUCAAAAGUCCCAAUCUGUCCGCAGCCAGGGAAGCAGCCGUCUUGGUUCAGACAGUGAGGAUGAAUGUGGAGUCUUUGAGGUCCAGCCGGAGAUUGCAGAAGAAGACGAAGAAGAAGCGGAGGAAACAAGGGUUCAUGCAGAGACCUCUGAUCCUGAUGAAAAGGACAGUUUGAAAGGACAGAACUCCAGCAUCAGUGUUUUUGGAGAUCUUCAAGAAAAGGAAGGACACAUUGCUGAAAAUGAUGAAGACAUUGUCCUUGUUUCACUGACAGCAGCGGCUCAAGGCAACACUGAGGUUGAGGAAGAUACCAAAGCAAAAGAGAAUGACCAGGUUGUUCCUGUACAAGAGCAUAGCAGUAUUCAAGAACCCACUGUUGAACAGUCUAAAUCAAGCUCUGCUGUCGUAGAAGGUCAGGGUGAUAACCAUAUAGCCCUUCAAAAAGACACUAGAACUCCAGAAAAUACUGAGGAUCCAUCGAAAGCUGAGAUUGAAGUUGGUGAAACUACUAUAGGUGAAUGUGUUGAGUUAGCUGCUGAGGAUAUACCUGUGUCCAGUUCAGAAAUUAAGCAACCAGGAGUCAGUCGGGAUAUUGAGGAGAGCAAAGAAACUAAAGGGCAAGAACAACAAGAACUUCAAGAAAGAGAGGAUGCCAAAGGGGAACUUGCGCAAGAAUUAACUGAGGAAGGCAAAGUAGCAAGUGAGGAAGAAGAAGAGAGUGAAGAAGAAUUUGAUGAGAUGGGGAAGCGGGUAUUUUCGUUGUCAAGGAAGAAGAAGCCUGGAGUGCUGAAGUAUUCCUCAGGAGAGUUCCAUGAGCAGUAUGAAGCUUCUGGAAAGGAAAAAGCAGUUUCUGAAAACUCUAAGAGCAAGGACUCUAAGAAGAAACCUAAAAAAGAUCCAAAGAAAGGGAAGAAAGAGGUGGCAGAAGAGAAUACUGUAAUUGAAAAUGUCCAUAAUAAAUCAACAGCUGUUGUUCAAGAGGAUCAAGGCGCCACUUCCGAGGAGGACAGACCAUCAAAACCUCCAAGAAUGCGUCCUGGGGCAACACCAGAAGAACUAGAAGUUGGGAGAGCAUCCACCACUUCAGAUGUCUCUACCACUCCCUUGGAAGGUGAGGAUGCUGUACGACCUCUCCCGGCUCCAAGAAGCUCUUUUUCCAGACCGUUCUCUCGACCAAAGAUCAGUCUUAGCCAUCGGGUGAGGAGUGUCGACGUAGAGAGUGAUGAAGAUGAUGAAAGCUCCCUCACUGGCGACGUGGAAGUUGCUGGUGGUGCAGAUGAUGAUGCAUCCAGAGAGAAGCACAUCGUCAAUGGAGGAGGAGCAGGAGCUGUUGUGACUCAAGUGGAUUCAGACGGAGAGGAGGAAGUGUUCAUAGGCGGUAUGCCAUCCAGCUCCAUGUGUACACAAACAGCUUUUGUAGAUCAGACCUCUAUCACUUCAUCAGCAGAUGAAUCAACAGAAAAGAGUGCUUUACAGCAAGGGAACAAUCCCCAACAGUUCCGCCACUUUGCUACUAUCGAGCCAGUAGGGAAUGCAGCACUAAGAAGUUCCUCUGUGGAGGUCCCUGCUGGCAAUCCAACCCUUAUGUCAGGACCAGCAGACACCCUCUCUAAUCUCAGUGAGAAUCAGUCUGUCGCUAUUAGUAUCACUGAAUCAGAACCAUUAAGCGACAGUGCAGAGUUCCCUGCACAUCACUCGGAGCAUGCCAUCAAUAAGCCCUGGUCUGAAGUGGCUGCAGUGACUGUCUCUGUGACAACCAUGCCAGAGCCCCUCGUUCCACAAUUCACCCGUGUGGAGGGCGAUUCCUCAACGUCGAGCAGUUCUUCAUCGCUGGUCCCCUGUCAACCCAUCGUCAAAGAGCCCAGAAGUCUUGAUUCCAGUCAGGACGAUGAUGAAGAUAAUGAUGGUGAUGACGACAAUAGGAAUAUGUAUGAUAAGAUUGACAUCUAUGAUGCGAGCUACAAAAAGAAAGACUGGAAAUAUCGCGAGACUGAUGAGGAGCUUAGGAUGAGCACACAACCUGAUCCUGAAAAUGAUGUUGAAGCAGAUGAGGCCAAAGACACGAUCAGCCAACUGUCGGAGUCAUCAUCCCUCGCUACCACAGCCUCCGAGCAGGAGUUCAAAUCCAGCUUUGGAGAGCGUCCUCAUCGCAUCCAGAGAAGGAGGGGCUCGGAGGACUUUGUGCGAUUGUCCAGAAUUAGUCGAGAGCGGACGAUCACUCUUCGCAGACAAGAUGGCACCUAUGGCUUGAGGAUACAGAAGAGCAAACCAGUGGUUAUUACAACCUUAGACCCAGGAGGUGCUGCAGAGAAUGCGGGGUUAAAGGUCGGUGAUAUGGUCAUUAAAGUCAACGGUCAAGAUGUGAGACAAGUACGCCAUUCAGAAGUGGUCAAGAUAGCCACAGAAGCUCCGGAGCCGUUGGUGAUUGUUGUAGGGACUGUGGUAUGCAACAGUCUCAACGUCCAAGGUGAUCAUACCAUCAUGAGUGGCUUCAUGCACAAGAUGGCCAAUGCCGGUCCGAUCAAACAGUGGAGAAAAAGAUGGUUUGUUCUAAAACAUGACAACUGCCUCUACUUCUACAAGACUGAGAAUGAUAAACUUCCCCAGGGAGCAAUAGUCCUGCAGAACUACACAGUAACCAAGGCUAGGGAUGCCGGCAAACAAUUCUCAUUUAAACUCACCAAAGAGGGCGCCAGAACAUAUGUCUUCUACACAGCCAAUGAGGAGGAGAUGAGCAGUUGGGGUAAGGCCAUUAACGAUGCGGCCAACCCGAGCCACAAGACGGACGUCUGGCUGGACAUUAGCACCCACAACGUGAGUCUGCCGGCCCUGUCAAUCAAGGACCCAGAAUGCAAUGGGUUCCUCACCAAAUGGAACGGCAAGAUGAAGAAUGCUCGGAGACGGUUCUGUGUUCUGAAGGAUGCCUGCCUCUAUUAUUACAAGGAGAUGGAUGCCCUGGAUGCACAAGGUGUGGUUCAUCUCCAUGGUUACAGCAUCCAGGAGUCGGAGCUGAAGGGUAAGAAGUUUGCCUUCAUCCUGAAGCCACCGGAUGAAGAGCUGAGAGAGUUCUACUUCUUUGCAGAUCACGACACAGAUCGUAAAAGAUGGGUAGCUGCCCUCGCAUCCUCCAUAGGUCGGUGGAUCUCUACCAAUAACCCUGAUGAUGGAGAAGAUGAAGGAACAGAGAUGUAUAUAUGAGACCAGAUGCACCAAAGAUCCAUCGUCAUUGCUAUACUCCCAGCUCAUUCUGUAAAACCAGAAACUUCCGCAAAUUUUGUUGAUGUUUGAGAUUUCCGAACGUUUCAUUCCACAAAAUUAUUAGAUCACAACACAGAAUAUUUGCAGUUUGCUAAAGGUUCUUGCCAUGAAAAUGACCAUCAUGACAAACAGUUCCUGACAGUUUCAUGCUGUGAAGUUUCUGGUUUUGCAGCACCUUGGAUUUAAUAGUUUGUAACAAAUGGAGUCAAUCCAUAUUUGAGCAGUUUAAUACACCUAGUUGUAAAGUUUACAAUCUUCAGUAAUCUUCCAGAUGCUACCUUUGUUUCCAUGGUGAUUAGUUGUGUAACUGAUGAAGCCACUCCAAAUAUCAAAGUGCAGUAAGAUGAUGAUAUGGAGUUGUAAUCAUUUGGUAACCCUGCAGUUGCUAUAUAGCUACGUCUCUUUGGUGAUUAAGAUAGUACCUUAGAAUGAUAUGAGCAAGGUUAGGUCAAAGUUGAUUGGGUUUUCCAUAACUGGUAGCCAACUAACUCCUACCAUUGUUUCAACAAAAGUCCAAGUCCACUCAACUGUCUGUGGUGAAAAGGUUAAAUGUUGAUGUGCCACAUUGCUCUGGCAAGAUUUUGGUACCAUUUGAAUCCCUUCACCUUAGAAUGAUAUGAGCAAGGUUAGGUCAAAGUUGAUUGGGUUUUCCAUAACUGGUAGCCAACUAACUCCUACCCUUGUUUCAACAAAAGUCCAAGUCCACUCAACUGUCUGUGGUGAAAAGGUUAAAUGUUGAUGUGCCACAUUGCUCUGGCAAGAUUUUGGUACCAUUUGAAUCCCCUUUAUCAUUUUCUUCCAUCCUUUUUAUAUGAACUUAAAAUCAUGUAAAAUAACGCUUAAUCUGGAGCAAAGUCUAUUUUCUAAAUUGCUGUGUUGAUUUUAGGCAGGGCUAGCAUUGUAUUCA